This is a messenger RNA of Suillus bovinus, 2622 nucleotides long. RefSeq names its product peptidase S8/S53 domain-containing protein. NCBI's taxonomy places the organism in Eukaryota, Fungi, Basidiomycota, Agaricomycetes, Boletales, Suillaceae. The transcript has 7 exons. The record is from RefSeq and is a predicted model, not a curated record. Gene Ontology annotation, biological process: protein processing. Gene Ontology annotation, molecular function: serine-type endopeptidase activity. The coding region runs from base 142 to 2622 and encodes 826 amino acids. Gene Ontology annotation, cellular component: trans-Golgi network; Golgi membrane.
GAAAAGUUUAAUAACAAAACGGGAUGAUUCUGGGGGUCGACCGAGAGCGAUGUUUCCACCUUUCGACCACGUGGCAUAUAAUUAUCCGAGAUAGUUGCUGGCAAAAUCGCUUGCAGUCAUUCCCAGUUGCUGACAACUGUCAUGCGACUGCUCCUCCAGUUUCUUCUGGCUUUUUCAAUUCAACAAUGCAUCUGUGCUUCACAACCAGCCAAGCGUUCUUAUGCAACACACGAUUAUUAUGUACUCGAGCAUCACCCUUCCGCAGGCGCAACUCUAAAUGAAUGCACCGAAGAACUUGCAGUAGAGCUCAUCGAGCAGGUCGGGGAAUUGCAAAACGUAUGGCUUGUGCGCUCCGCAAAACUUACAUCCAGCGUUUCUCCAAGGACAGUAUCAGAUAGAGUCCUCGGCAAGUUCGAGGAAUUGGUCACUCUUGCAGCGCAUUCCACUAGUUUAUAUCCGCGGGCGGGUCGUCAAGCUCGUGCACACCGCAUAUUAUCAUCUAUAAAAUAUUUAUCACCCCAGAUACCCCGCCAACGCACAAAGCGAGAUGGUCCUUUCCUAGAACGUGCACCACCUCCUGUGACUCCUGGCGACUCUCAACCGAAAGCUUCUGAAAUCAUUGCAGAACGACUUGGAUUCGUGGACCCCCUAUUCACACACCAAUGGCAUAUCGUUAAUGACGAGUACCCUGAGCAUAUGAUGAACGUGACGGGUGUAUGGGAAAUGGGCAUCACGGGGGAAGGCAUCAUUACUUCGCUGGUGGAUGAUGGGUUGGACUACCGAAGUCGGGACUUGGCUGAAAACUUUGAUGCUGACAACUCAUAUGACUUUAACGACCAUACCGAUUUGCCCACCCCAGUUCUUUCUAAUGAUAACCAUGGCACCCGCUGUGCUGGUCAGAUCGCCGCAGUCAAGAAUGAUGUUUGCGGCGUCGGACUCGCUUACAAGUCAAAAGUUGCCGGCGCAGCUGCCUUGAACUACGGCUUGCAUAACGUGUCCAUCUUUAGUUGCAGUUGGGGACCCCCCGAUGAUGGCAGGUCGAUGGAGGCACCGGGAUAUGUCAUCGAAAAAGCUUUCGUAAACGGCAUACAGAACGGCAGGGAAGGGAAAGGUUCAAUAUAUGUUUUUGCCAGCGGAAAUGGGGCUGCUCAUGGAGACCAGUGCAAUUUCGACGGGUACACUAAUAGCAUAUACUCUGUCACAGUCUCAGCUGUAGACUUCAAAGGCCUACAUCCAUAUUAUUCUGAACCCUGCUCUGCCAAUAUGGUUGUAGCCUACAGUUCAGGGAGCGGUCAACAUAUCGUCACUACUGACACCAACAACAAAUGUUCCGACAAUCACGGUGGCACCUCCGCUGCCGCCCCUAAUGCAGCCGGUGUAUUCGCUUUGGUCCUUCAAGUUCGGCCUGACCUGACAUGGCGAGACAUACAACAUCUUUGCGUGAAAACCGCCCAGAUGAUAAACCCCGAGGAUCCUGACUGGGAACCCAUGGCUUCUGGACGGAUGUACUCGUACAAGUACGGCUUCGGGCAGCUUAAUGCCUACGCUUAUAUCCAAGCAGCGCAGGAUUGGCAGCUCGUGAAACCGCAAGCGCGCUUUCACCCUCCUGCCGUGCAGAUCAACAACGGUACUUUACUCACGGAGGAUGGGGACAUGGAGGGCGGGCAGCCGAUUAUCCCUGGAGGUAUUACGAGUUCUUUCACGGUAACACAAGACAUGCUUGAUACGCAUAACUUCGAGGGGUUGGAGCACGUGACGGUCAGAGUGUGGAUAUCGCAUACCAAGCGAGGGGAUGUCGAAGUCGAGCUUACGAGCCCUGCUGGGGUACGCAGCAUUCUUGCAGCUAAGCGGGAUGGCGACCACGCCACGACUGGUUUUAGAGGGUGGAGAUUUAUGUCCGUCAAGCACUGGGGUGAAAAUGCAGUUGGCACUUGGACGCUCAAGGUCUCUGACCAAUCUUCCGAAGGGCACAACGGAACCUUCUAUGGUUGGCGUCUCAUGUUCUGGGGCUCAACCAUUGAUCCCACUGUUUUAACAACCUACGUUCUUCCGCUUUCAGAGUAUCAACUCCCUUCCAUAGCUAACGAUGACACAAAUAUCAUCCCCACGUCGACAUCCAGCAAAUCUCACCCUAAGCCCACUUCUGGUCUUCCAGACGACCACGGUACUGCUGAAGGUGAAGCUGACAAACCUGCGUUCUCAUCCCCCCAGAAAUGGUUCUUCGGCGCUAUUGGCGCAGUAGUGCUCUUCGGUGUUGGUGCAGGAGUGUUCUUCUGGAGACGCCGCGUGAAGCAUCGAGCGUACGCUGCGCUCAGUGCGGGUGAUGAAUUGCAGAUGAGCUCGGUCUCGGGGCAAGGCAGGCCCCGUGCCAAGGAGCUGUACGAUGCGUUUGGGGGGGUAUCGGAUGACGAGGAUGCAGAUGAAGAGACUCGGUUGCAUGGUGCAGGGUUUCACUCUGGGUUCUUGGACGAUGUUGAUCCAUCGGCUGCCGGCCCCGCCCCCGUGUACAGAGACGAACCCCAAGGGGAGCACGAUGCGAGUCCUGAUAUUAGAUCUGUAAGCCCUGGAAGCGGCAGCGGCAGUGGAGAUGGCAGCUGGGAGCAUGCUUCUCAGACACAUUGA